Calliphora vicina (urban bluebottle blowfly) is the source of this 1876-nucleotide messenger RNA. Its product is annotated as cilia- and flagella-associated protein 157. The record is from RefSeq and is a predicted model, not a curated record. The transcript has a single exon. Gene Ontology annotation, molecular function: microtubule binding. Lineage: Eukaryota; Metazoa; Arthropoda; Insecta; Diptera; Calliphoridae. Bases 44 to 1876 code for a protein of 610 amino acids. Gene Ontology annotation, cellular component: ciliary basal body; cilium.
GUGUAUUUAUUGAGUGAAGAAAACAAGAUUUCCAGUUUAAAAUAUGAGUUCGGAGGAUAAAGAUGCAAAAGGCAAAAAGAGUGCUAAGGGCAAGGGUAAAAAGGGCAAGAAAACGGAUCCCAAUAAAUUGAACCAAGUGGACAAGACUUUCUAUGAGCUGACAAUAACUGAUUUGAACCAAAAAUUGGCUCGUUUAAGAAGUCAUUUGGCCUCUUUGGAUGACACUAAUAAUAAUUUGAAGGAGAAACUUAGAAGCCUGGAGGAAGACCGCACCGAUGUGGCAGCCCAUUUGGAGAAGACCUUGGCAGAACGUAAUGACACCAUUAAAGAGCUAGAGGAACGCCUAGUAGAAAUCACCAAAGUGCGUAAUAAUGAGAAAACCCAAGCCGAGGAACAUAUUAAAGAUCUGGAGAACAAAUUCAAAUCCAUGCAUGACCAACUGACCUCAGAAAUCAAGCUGCUUAAUGGUAAACUGAACUCCUUAGAUGAAUUUCGCAUACAGCGUGAUGUUUUGCUGGCCAAAUUUGACGACCAAGAAGCAGAGCUCAAGGAAAAGGAUCGGGCCCAUCAAGAGGCCGUCUAUAAUAUGGAGCAAAAGGCUGUCGUUGAAAAGGAUGCCCUCAAAAAGGAAGUAGAAGCCAAACUAUUGCAGGUUUCCGAAGACUUUACACGCUCCAGUGAGAUACGCAAUGCCGGCUACACCCGUCGCUUAAUUAGAGAAAAUAUUGCUCUGCAAAAGGAAAUAGAUAUCUUGGUAUUGUCCCAAAUCAAAAUGCAGCAGGAUUUCAAGCAACAUGUGCAAAAGAACAAGGAAAUGGCAGAGCAAUAUGCCGCCUUGGAUCAAUUGAAAAAUCAAUUAAUAAAAAGUUCUCAAAACAAAAUAAACAUCAUAGAGAAACUCACAAUUAAUUAUGAACGUUUAAAGACCAAAUACACCGAAGUGAUUAAGUUUAAGGCUCUGUAUGAAAACAUCAUGAAAAAAGAUGUCUGUGAUCAAUUCACUUACAAUGAGACCACCAAGAAGCUGAGGGUACUGGGCCAACAUGUAGAGGCUUUGAAAUUGGAAAAGAAUCGUUUAAUGGCUUUGCAGGAGCAACAGGAGUUGGAAAUCAUGAGCCUUACCGGAGUGAUACAACAAAUCAAACUAACUGUACAAAUAGCCAUUCAAGCCAUAGCAGAGGAAAAUCUAACAGCUUCUCAAGAAAUAACUGACAAUGAUGAAUCGGCUUUAAGGAAGCUCAAGCGUCACAAUCUACUUUCGGAGCUAAUGGAUCUAGUUAGCAGUCAUUCCGAACGUUUGCCGGAAACACCAUCCAUACAAACCAUUUCACGUUCCCGUUCAUCCCUCUACCGUCCCGGAAAAAUGGGUUUUUUGCCACGCAGUCCCUCUUCUCUCAUGGAAAUCUUUAAACGAGAAGCUCAAAAACUUACCUCCACUGAGGUUGUAGCUCCUGAAUUUCAAGCCGAACAAAAGGACUCUCAAAUUAUACCCAAAGAACGUAUCAGUGAGGCGGGUUCUAUAGUGGAUGUGGAAAUGGGCUCCACCCUUAUUGUAUCCUCUUCUCAUGAGGAAUUGGAAGUGGUACAACCGGAAGAGGAGCCGGAGGAUUUAGGCGAAGAGGGCUCGAGUAGUGAUUUUGCUUCCGCGCCAGCUAACACCACUGACCAUUUGGCUACUACAACUAUUGAUGAUUCGCAUAAAAGUGUUUCGACUAAACGAGAAGGAGAUGAUGCUUCUGAUCUUCCAGCUGAAGUGGUUAAAAGGGGUCAGGAACCAGAUACUAUGUCGAGAAGUUCCCGAGUAUCACGCAUGUCCAGAAUGAAAAGCUUGCCAGCCAUUGACACGGAUGAAUAUUCAAUAAAUGUUUUGUAUUAA